This is a messenger RNA of Portunus trituberculatus (swimming crab), 1681 nucleotides long. Its product is annotated as elongation of very long chain fatty acids protein-like. NCBI's taxonomy places the organism in Eukaryota, Metazoa, Arthropoda, Malacostraca, Decapoda, Portunidae. Gene Ontology annotation, cellular component: endoplasmic reticulum membrane. The transcript is spliced from 9 exons. The record is from RefSeq and is a predicted model, not a curated record. The coding region runs from base 246 to 1328 and encodes 360 amino acids. Gene Ontology annotation, molecular function: fatty acid elongase activity. Gene Ontology annotation, biological process: fatty acid elongation, saturated fatty acid; very long-chain fatty acid biosynthetic process; fatty acid elongation, polyunsaturated fatty acid.
AGUCUCUACCUUGUAUCAGUCCAGCUUUCGAGCGCAACAGUGGUUAUCCCACAGCUGCUCCUGGUGUCUGUAUCGCGCCGGCAAAGCGAGGCACUUAGUGGUGAUGGUGAAUCUUCCCUGACACAUAAAGGAUCAUCACUAGUUCUAAUCAAUUCCACCAAGGGGCUAUCUUCUUCCUUAUCACAGCAGACACUGCAGACUGAUCCCAAGUACCCCUGGCAGUCCCACCGCCUCGCUCCCGAAGAAUGGACUCCAAAAAACAAACCUCUCAAGAACAGCCUCCGGUGUCAAAAUUUUCAGUCACCUCAGAGAAUGAGCUGGAGACGCUGAAGCAGAAUGGAAAAUGGGCGUCUAUCAUCGCGCUGCUGACCUUCAUGUACGGCAACAUGACGGUGGCGCGACAGUUGCCUCCUGAUCCUCGUCAGAAGUCCUGGCUGAUGAUGCAAUCGCCCUAUCCGAACCUGAUCAUCUCUUUACUGUACGUGUACGCUGUCACCGUCUGGGGCCCGCGUUACAUGAGCAAACAGAAGCCUGUGGCGGGAUUAAGGCCCUACAUGAUGAUAUACAAUGCAUUUCAAGUCGUCUUCUCAGCUUAUCUGUUUUUAGAGGGAGGAUUUGCUGGCUGGUUCACGGAAUAUAACUGGGUGUGUCAGAAGUGCGAUUUCUCCGAGAACACAAAUGCUAUCAGGAUGAUGAACGUUGGCUACUGGUACCUCAUCUCUAAAUUCAUCGACUUCAUCGACACAGCGUUCUUCGUGCUGAACAAGAAGACCGAGCACAUCUCCUUGCUGCACGUCUCCCACCACGCCCUGAUGCCAGUUGGUUUGUGGUUCGGUGUCCACUUCCAGCCGGGUGGCCACAGCACUCUGAUGGGUCUCCUCAAUUCCUUCGUGCACACUGUUAUGUACCUGUACUACCUGCUGGCUGCCAUGGGACCUCGCGUGCGGCCCUUCCUGUGGUGGAAGAAGUACCUCACCACCCUCCAGAUGGCGCAGUUCACCAUCGUUUUCUUCCACGCCUUGUCGCUAGCGUUCGUGGAAUGUGACGUCCCCGUGGCACCUGCUCUGGUGCGCUGGCUGUGUGGACAGGCGGUCAUCUUCUUCGUCCUCUUCGCAGAUUUCUACGCGAAGGCCUACCGCAGCAAAGAUAGGACCAAGGUCAAUGGCAAAUCUAACGGCUUCGCUAAAGUGUCGGAAGACAAUGGCUGGGGUGCUGGAGAAAAGGACGGUGCUGCAGGAGCCAAUCAUAAAUCGCUCGCCGCCCCUUUCACCUGUGUGCCCUCAGGUUUCCAAGAUGUUAUUACGGAAAGGAAACACACUUACAAUUAGGACCUCUAUUCUGUCUCCUGCCCAGCAUCCAUCACAUCCCGGCAGAAACUCCAGACUUUCGCGCAGCCUCUGUCAUUCACCUAUAAGCAUGUUAUGGACCAAGGGAGCCAAUCCUUAGAUACAUGUAUUCCCCAAUAGGAAUCAUCGGUAGGGAAUUAUUUCAAUGGACAUAACUCAGGCGACCUUAUCAUAGCAGCCUCCCAAGCACCAACAACCGUAUUAAUGCAUGGGACACGCUGCUAUGGAAUGUCGUCAUGUAAAUGUUCGUGCAUGCGGGUGUUUUGGAGAGGUAGUGUUAAGACCUCCAUAGUACAUAUCUAUAUGCCAAAUAUCCAUAAUAAAAAUUUUGUAUA